This is a messenger RNA of Strongylus vulgaris, 1440 nucleotides long. Lineage: Eukaryota; Metazoa; Nematoda; Chromadorea; Rhabditida; Strongylidae. The record is from the annotation of a GenBank genome assembly.
AUGCAUUUGCAGAAUAUGACGAACAAUAGUUCUCAUCUCAGAAAUGUGGCAAUUACCGUAGCGUUGGGAGCGGCUACGGCUUUUGGUCUGUACUAUUUCCUCUCACGGAGGAGAAUCGCGAACAACAAAGAUCGCAGUGCAAAGAAGUUGAAAGAUCUGGGUAACAAGCUAUUCGCUGCUAAGAAGUAUGAAGAUUCGAUACGAGUAUUUUCCGAAGCGAUCACUUGUUGGGAUUCACAAGAAAAUUCACUCCUCAGAGCAAUGUGCUUCCAAAAUAGAGCUGCAGCUAAAGAGUGUAAUCCACGAUACGCCAAAGCCUACUUCAGAAAGGCUCGUUUGCUGGAAAAGAAAAAAGACCAUGAAGGAUCAUUAGCUUGUGUAUUUUGUGCCACUCAGCUUGAUCCAUCUCUUGACACUCAGUCGGGACAUAUUUUAUCAUCUAUAUUAGAACAUCUUGAAAAGAACGCCUAUGAUAAAUGGGUUCAAGAGAAUGCUUCUCAAGACCACGUCAGGCAUGUACGACACGAAAAGGUUGCUGACAUGGCAGUACAAGAGGAAGGCGAAAAGCAGUUGAACGCGCUUAUCUUGGCUGCUCGCUUUUACUUUUACCGGAAUCAGUUGGAUAAAUUUUCGUCUUGCGUGGAAAAGUUUGAUAAGAUAUUCCAAGCUCUAUCGGAUGAGGAGAAAGAAGAGAAGAAAGAUCUACUGAAUGCCAGGCAUAUUGUCAGCAUUGAAGCUGGGCGUACUUCUGACGAAGUCAUGAAGGCUUACAACGCUGCUGUGGAACAAACUAAAUCGAAAAAUCCUGAUUUCAACGUGAUGGCUGGUUUUCGUUUGGUUCUCUGCAACGAUACUCGCACUGCCAAGGAAAUGCUCUCGUCGAAUGACAUCAACACGCCUAAUAUGAAGCUGCUGUAUCUCACUCUGCAGAUUCUGUGUACUACAGGACAGGAUGGCGCACCAGACAUGGCUCAGUUGCACAACAAUAUUUUGGAGCUGGAAAAGUUUGUAUCUGAGCUGGAGCCCAAGACUGGAUACGCAUUAUCUCUACUAGCCAAGAUCACUGCGACGUUCAGCAUGGACCGAUCUGCUCAGCUUAUUUUUGAAGAAGUUUUUAAACUGGAACCUUCUGAGUCCAUUCACUUUUUUGAUCGGAGCUGUAUUGCUGCUUCUGGCGCUGAUGCAAUCGAGAACUUGAAGAAGUGUAUAGAGAUUGAACCGCAUCAUGCGGAAGCUCAUUUGAUGUUGGCUAGCUUGUUGAUGAAUGAAGUUGGAACUAAAUCAAUAUCCACGGAGGAGUACAAUGCGAUCGAUGCACAUCUUUCGACCGCUCUUUCUACUUUUGCUGAUAAUGUAGAUUUCCCGGUUGUGAUGGGUGUUUUCCGCUUAAAGGAAGUUUUAUCGGCCAAGAAAAAAGUUGCCGCAGUUUUAUCGUCAUAA